Messenger RNA from Lagopus muta (rock ptarmigan), 15805 nucleotides. RefSeq names its product SCO-spondin. Gene Ontology annotation, molecular function: protein binding. The transcript is spliced from 105 exons. The record is from RefSeq and is a predicted model, not a curated record. Gene Ontology annotation, cellular component: extracellular matrix. The coding region runs from base 1 to 15783 and encodes 5260 amino acids. Lineage: Eukaryota; Metazoa; Chordata; Aves; Galliformes; Phasianidae.
AUGGUGAGGAUGGUGCGGCAGCAGUGGCGUGGGCCCCCCGUGGGUACAGGCAUCGUGGCCGUGCUGCUGCUCUGCGUGGUGACUGAGGCUGCCAGAGGGAGGUGGUGUGAGCAGACAGAGCAGGUGACAGAGGAGGAGGUGGUGACACCCCGGCGUGAGGACGUGGUGCCGUGCCCCAGCAUGUACCAGUACAGCCUGGCAGGUUGGCGCAUUGACCUCAACCGCAUGCGCCACGUCUAUGGGGGGGAGCACGGUGUGCCCCCAACCAGCACCCAUCCCGGGGCUGCCAUGUGCUACAUCUACAGACCCCCGGAGACGCAGCUGGUGGUGCGGAACCGCACGGUGCGUGCCUGCUGUGCCGGCUGGAGCGGGCCCCACUGCACAGAAGCGGAGGGCUUGCUGGGACAGUGCCACGCCAGCUGGCAGUGCCAGGACGCGCUGGGUGCCCACAACCUCUCUGCCAUGAGCAUGGCCGAGUGCUGCCGCCGGCCCUGGGGGCACAGCUGGAGGAACGGCUCCUCUGCUCUGUGCUUCACCUGCAGCCGCCAGCCCCUCACCGGUGAUGUACCCCUGCCCGCAGCACCGCGGGGUCCUGCUGCCCGGCACCGUGGACCCACUGCCAGCUGCACCACGUGGGCCGGAUCCCGGUACCGCAGCUUCGACGGGCGGCACUUUGGCUUCCAGGGCGAAUGUGCCUACAGCCUGGCCGCCUCCACCGACAGCACCUGGGCCGUCAGCAUCACCACAGGCAGCGCGCCGGUGCUGCACAUGAUGUUUGGGCUGGACACGGUGGUGGCACGGGGGCUCAACGUCUCUGUGAAUGGCGUGGCAGUGCCGGAGGGACAGCCGCACCUGCACGGCGGGAUCAGUGUCUCCUGGCUCGGGGACUUUGUGGCUGUGGACAGCGGGCUGGGUGUGCGCCUCAGGUUGGACGGGCGCGGGACGGUCUAUGUGACAGUCAGCGCGGAGCUGCGGGGCAGCACACAGGGGCUCUGUGGCCCCUACAAUGACGACCCGACUGAUGACUUCCUGCGGGUUGAAGGGGACGUUGCCCCGUUGGCUGCCAGCUUUGGGAACUCCUGGAGGAUCCUGGAUGCCGACCCUGAGCUCUCCUGCAGUGACGCGGUGGAGCCCCGUCCCAGCUGUGCCGUGGGCAGCGCAGCACAGCAGGCGGCCGAGGCCACGUGUGGGAUGCUGCUCACCGACCCCUUCCACCAGUGCCACGAAGCGGUCGACCCCCGUGGCUUUUACAAGGCCUGCCUGGAGCUGCACUGCAGGGAGGGGGGAACGGGGCCCUCGCCACCCGCUGCUGUCUGCGACACGUUGGCUGCCUACGUGCGGGACUGCGCCCAGCGGAGAGCCUACAUCGAGUGGCGCCGGCCGGGCCUCUGCGAGCGGCAGUGCGGCCAGGGGCAGCGCUACUCGGACUGCGUGUCCUCCUGCCCCGCCAGCUGUGUGGCUGCAGGCACUGCCGAGGAGGGACACUGCCGGGACGACUGCGCCAGCGGCUGUGAGUGCACCCCGGGGCUCCUCCUGGAUGGGGGGGCCUGCAUCCCACAGAGCGCCUGCCCCUGCCUGCACCGCGGCCGCACGUAUGCCCCAGGGCAGAGCAUCCGCCAGCGCUGCAACCAAUGCACGUGCCGGGGGGGACGAUGGAUCUGCACCCAGGACCGGUGUGCGGCGGAGUGUGCGGUGCUGGGGGGUCUGCACUAUGUCACCUUUGACCACCGACGCUUCUCCUUCCCUGGCGCUUGCGAGUACACCCUGGUGCAGGACUUUGUGGAGGGGAUGCUGCGGAUCACAGCGGAGCAGGAGGCGUGCGGUGGCCACCAGCCCCUCAGCUGCCUCCGGGCGCUCUCCAUCACAGUGCCGGGGGCCUCAGCCCACCUGCACAGCACAGGAGAGGUGGUGGUGGACGGGCGCGUGGUGCCGCUGCCCUUUGCCAGUGCUGCGCUGACCGUACGCCGAGCCUCCUCCUCCUUCCUGCUGCUCCAGACCUUUGCGGCCCACCUGCUGUGGGGACUGGAGACCCCUGCAGCGUACAUCACCCUGCAGCCUGCCUUUGCCAACAAGGUGCGUGGGCUCUGCGGGACCUACAACUGGGACCAGCGGGAUGACUUUGCCACGCCGGUGGGUGAUGUGGAAAUCAGUGUCACUGCCUUUGCCAACAAGUACCGGGUGUCCACCGACUGCCCCGCGCUCGGCCCCGUCCCCUUUGAGCCCUGCAGCACCUACGCCCCGCGGAGGGAACUCGCUGCUACCGCCUGUGCCAUCCUGCACGGCGCAUCCUUCCAGCCCUGCCACCACCUCGUGGACUGGGAGCCCUUCCACCAGCUCUGCCUCUAUGAUGUCUGUGCCUGCCCAGCUGGAAAGCACUGCCUGUGCCCUGCGCUGGCUGCCUACGCCCGGCAGUGUGCCCAGGAGGGAGCAGCCCUGAGCUGGAGGAAUGAGAGCUUCUGCGGCACUCAGUGCACAGGGGGCCAGGUGUACCAGGAGUGCAGCAGCCCCUGCGGCCGGACCUGUGCCGACCUGCGUCUGGACAGGGCCAGCUCCUGCCCUGGCCUUGACAACAUCUGCAUCUCUGGCUGCAACUGCCCCCAGGGGCUGGUGCUGGAUGAUGGGGGGCAGUGCGUCCCACCGGGUGUCUGUCCCUGCCAGCACGGCGCCGAGAUCUACCCAGCAGGCAGCAAGAUCUGGCAGGGCUGCAGUGCCUGUGUCUGCACUGCGGGUGCCUGGAGCUGCACUGAUGCCCCCUGCCCUGACGCUGCCUUCUGCCCCGGGGACCUGGUCUAUGUUUUUGGGUCCUGUUUGCGCACCUGUGACAGCGCUGAGCCCAAUGGAACGUGCACGGGGAUCGUUGAUGGCUGCGUCUGCCCCCCAGGCACUGUCUUCCUGGACGAGCGCUGCGUGCCCCCGGAGCAGUGCCCCUGCCAGCACAACGGGCGGCUGUACCAGCCCAACGACACCAUCGUCAGGGACUGCAACACCUGCGUGUGCCGCCAGCAGCGCUGGCAGUGCAGCAGCGAGGACUGCGUGGGGACCUGCGUGGCCACGGGGGACCCCCACUACGUCACCUUCGACGGGAGGGCCUUCUCCUUCCUGGGGGACUGCGAAUACGUGCUGGUGCGUGAGGUCAGCGGGCUUUUCACCGUCACCGCCCAGAACGUCCCCUGCGGCACCAGCGGCGUCACCUGCACCAAGUCGGUGGUGGUGGAGCUGGGCAACGCCGUGGUGCACAUGCUGCGGGGAAGGGAUGUGACGGUGAAUGGGGUCUCGGUGCGCCCCCCCAAAGCGUACAGCGGGAACGGGCUGACGCUGCAGCGCGCCGGCACCUUCCUGCUGCUGCUGUCCCGCCUGGGACUGGCGGUGCUGUGGGACGGAGGCACGCGGGUGUACGUCCGGCUGCAGCCGCAGCACCGGGGCCGCGUGGUGGGGCUGUGCGGGAACUUCGACCGCGACGCGGAGAAUGACCUGACCAGCCAGCAGGGCGUGCUGGAACCCACCGCCGAGCUCUUCGGCAACUCUUGGCGAGUCAGCCUGCUCUGCCCUGAGGUGGACGGCGCGACCGCACGGCACCCCUGCACUGAGAACCCACACCGGGCAACGUGGGCCCGCAAGCGCUGCAGCGUCCUGACACAGCAGCUCUUUGUGCCCUGCCACGAUGAGGUGCCGUGCCAGCGCUUCUAUGACUGGUGCAUCUUCGACGCCUGCGGCUGUGACUCCGGGGGGGACUGCGAGUGUCUGUGCACAGCCAUCGCCACCUAUGCCGAGGAGUGCAGCCAGCGCGGCAUCCACAUCCGCUGGAGGAGCCAGGACUUGUGCCCCAUGCAGUGCGAUGGGGGGCAGGAAUAUAGUGCCUGCGGCCCCCCCUGCCCCCAAACCUGCCAGAACUUGGGCCUGGAGCUGCCCGAGCACUGUGACACCAUGUCCUGCCUAGAGGGCUGCUUCUGCCCCGAGGGGAAGGUGCUGCACGAGGGCAGCUGUAUCGACCCCGCCGAGUGCCCGUGCUUCAUGCAGGGCAUCGCCUUCCCAGACAGCGCUGUGGUGCAGCAGGGCUGCAGGAACUGCACGUGCACCGCAGGGCUGUGGCAAUGCGCACCCGCGGCAGAGCCCUGCCCGGCACAGCCCCGCUGCCCGGACUCGGAAUUCCCGUGCCGCACCGGCGGGCGCUGCGUGCCGGGCGCGUGGCUCUGCGACAACGAGGACGACUGCGGGGACGGCUCGGAUGAGGUCUGUGCCCCGCGCUGCGCCCCGCACCAGCACCGCUGCGCUGACGGGCAGUGCGUGCCCUGGGCUGCCCGCUGCGAUGGUUUGUCAGACUGCGGGGACGGCUCGGAUGAGCGCGGCUGCCCACCCCCCCCCUGCGCCCCGCCGGAGUUCCGCUGCGCCGGCGGCCGCUGCAUCCCGCGGGCACGGGUCUGCGAUGGGGAGCUGGACUGCGGCUUCGCCGACGACUCAGACGAGGCAGGCUGCAGCCCGAGCUGUGGUGCGGGUGAGUUCCAGUGCGCGGCGGGACGCUGCGUGCCGUACCCACACCGCUGCAACGGACACGAUGACUGCGGGGACUUCAGCGACGAGCGGGGCUGCGUCUGCCCGGCCGGCCACUUCCAGUGCCCUGAUGCUCUGUGCCUGCCCCCGGCCGCCCUCUGUGAUGGGACGCGGGACUGCGGGGAUGGCACUGAUGAGGCGUUCUGCCCAGACCGCAUCACCUGUGCCCCAGGACAGCUCCCCUGCCCCGAUGGCUCCUGUGUCAGCGAGGUGAAGCUCUGCGAUGGCGUUUGGGACUGCAGAGAUGGAUGGGACGAGAGCUCUGUGCGCUGCAUGGUGUCCUGGGCCCCCCCUGCACCCACCGACCUGCCCACAGUGCCUGCUAAUGGCACAGCAGCACCCGUGUGCGGACCAUAUGAGUUCCCAUGCCGGAGUGGGCAGUGCGUGCCGCGGGGCUGGGUGUGCGACAGCGAGGCCGACUGCCCUGACGACAGCGACGAGCUGGGCUGCAACCGGAGCUGUGCGCUGGGACACUUCCCCUGCGCCCUGGGUGCCCACUGCAUCCCCUACGACCACCUCUGUGAUGGCGUCCCCCACUGCCCCGACCACUCCGAUGAAAGCGACGACAACUGCGGCUCUACCCACAUCCCGCCGUGCCCAGGGCGUUUUGUCUGCAACAACCGUGUGUGUGUGAAUGCAACCAGGGUGUGUGAUGGGGCGAUCGACUGCCCCCAGGGCGAGGAUGAGCUGGCCUGCGAAGGCCGUAUCCCCACUGGCGAGAGGAACCAGACUGUGGGUCCCUGUGCUGAGUACAGCUGUGGGGAUGGCAAGUGCAUCGCCUUCAAGCAGGUGUGCAACGGGCUGCCUGACUGCAGGGACGGGGAUGUGGCCUCAGGGUGGCUGCCCACAGAUGAGAGGGACUGCGGGCACUGGGGCCCCUGGGCACCCUGGGGGAUCUGCAGCCGCUCCUGUGGCCUCGGCCAGCAGCUUCAGGCACGGAAUUGCAGCCAGAGAGCCCCGGGUGUGCUGCACCAGUGCCACGGUGAAGCCACGCAGGCAAGGCCCUGCUUCAUCACUGCCUGCCCUGUGGACGGUGCCUGGAGUGAGUGGACGACGUGGUCCAACUGCACGCAGGGCUGUGAGGGGGUGGUGGUACGGCAGCGGCACUGCCAGCCCCCCCGGGACGGUGGCCGGCCCUGCGCCGCACUGCCCGCCACGGCCCAUGCCACGCUGGAGAUCGGCACGUGCCAGCAGGAUGGGUGCCCCCCUGCCUCCUGUCCCAGGGGGCUGCAGCCCCGGCCCUGCGCCCCAUGCCCCGCAUCCUGCGCCGACCUCGCCGCCCGCACGCCUUGCAGCCAGGAGCAGUGCACCCCAGGGUGCUGGUGCGCAGAGGGGUUGGUGCUGGAUGGCGAGCGCGGCUGCGUGCGCCCACGGGAGUGUCGCUGCGAGGUGGACGGGCUGCACUACUGGCCAGGGCAGCGCAUGAAGCUCAAUUGCCACCUCUGCACCUGCCUGGAUGGGCAGCCCCGGCGCUGCCGCCACAACCCUGCCUGCUCUGUGAGCUGCAGUUGGUCUGCCUGGUCACCCUGGGGUGAAUGCCUGGGGCCCUGCGGUGUGCAGAGCAUCCAGUGGUCCUUCCGCAGCCCCAGCCACCCCAGCAAGCACGGCACCAACCGGCAGUGCCGCGGCAUCUACCGCAAGGCCCGCAGGUGCCAGACAGAGCCAUGCCAGGAGUGUGAGCACCAGGGCCGGAGCCGUGCGCAGGGGGACCGCUGGCGCUGGGGGCCCUGCCAUGUCUGCCAGUGCCUGCCCGGCCCUGAGGUGCGCUGCUCGCCAUACUGUGCCCACAGCGCCAUGGGCUGCCCACAGGGCCAGGUGCUGGUGGAGGGAAAGGGGGAUUCCUGCUGCUUCUGUGCACAGAUAGGUGGCAACGUGACAGCCGUCCCCACGGCACUGACAGUGGAGCACUCCAGCACCGUGCCAGGAGAGCCCCCCGGCAGCCCACUGUCCACAUUCCCACUGCCUCCGCCAGGUGACCCCUGCUUCAGCCCCCUGGGCAUCGCCUCCCUGCCCGAUAGCAGCUUCACCGCCUCAGCCGAGCAGCAGCAGCACCCAGCCCAGGCCGCCCGCCUGCACCACAUCUCCCCAGGGCUGGACCUGCAGGGCUGGGCCCCCCCAGCUGACACCCCUCCCGGGCUGCCUUCUCAGCCACCCUUCCUGCAGCUGGACCUGCUGCAGACCACCAACCUCACUGGGGUGGUGGUACAGGGGGCCGGGGCUGGGGAUGCCUUCAUCACUGCCUUCCAGCUGCAGUUCAGCACGGAUGGGAACCACUGGCACGACUACCGACAGCUCUUCCAGGGCAACUGGGAUGCCACCACGCCGGUGGUGCAGCCGCUGGACCACGUGGUGCAGGCACGCUACGUCCGCGUCGUCCCUCGGCGCUUCCACAACGCCAUCUUCCUGCGGGCAGAGCUGCUGGGCUGCCCCACAGUGCCCCUGGCCGUGACGGUGACGCCGGCAUCCUGUGGCACGGGGGAGUUCUGGUGCGGGGUCAGCUGUGUCACAGCAUCCCGGAGAUGUGAUGGUGUCAUUGACUGCCCUGGGGGUGCCGACGAGGCCGGCUGUGAGCCCCCCAGCAGCACCACGCUGCCCACCCACCCUGCCAGCCUCACAACCCCUGGCAGUGCCGGCAUCCUGGGGCUGACUGCAGAGCCACCUGUGGCCUCCCCAGCAGCGGUGCCAGCAGGGACAAGCACGCGGCCCACUGUUGGCUCCACCAGCCCUGCUGUGCCACCUGCCACCAGGCUGCCAGGUGUUCCCACCACCACCAUCACCCCCGAGGGGCCACCCUCUCCUAGUCCCCCCUCACCUGGCAUGGCAGCAGUAACGGUGUCACGCCCUGUGACAGAACUGCCUGUGCCCCCCACUGGGGUCCCCACUCCAACGUCUGCAGGUAAGGAGCCACCCCUGCCCCGGCUCCUGUGCCCCCCGGACCAGUUCCUCUGUGAUGCCUUGGGCUGUGUGGAUGCAGCCAUGGUCUGUGAUGGGCAGCAGGACUGCCUGGAUGGCUCUGAUGAGGCGCACUGCGGUGAGGCCUGUCCCACAGGAGCCCCCCCAGCACCCCAGGCCUGGCCCACCUGCUCCCCCAAGCAGUUCUCCUGCAGCACCGGUGAGUGCCUGGCCCUGGAGAAGCGCUGCGACCUGAACCGCGACUGCGCCGAUGGCUCUGAUGAGAGCAGCUGUGCCGACUGCAUCCUGUCCCCAUGGGGUGGCUGGAGCCAGUGCAGCCACUCCUGUGGGUUGGGGGUGACAUCUCGCCAGCGGGUCCUGCUGCGGGCUGCCCUGCCUGGGGGCACCUGCCUCACCCCCCGCCUUGAUACCCGCUCCUGCUUCCUGCGUGCCUGCCCAGUGCCUGGUGCCUGGGCAGCCUGGAGUGCGUGGUCCUCCUGUGAUGCUGAGUGUGGGGGGGGCAUGCGGAGCCGCAUCCGGAUCUGCACCGACCCCCCACCCAAGAACGGUGGCCAGCCCUGUGUUGGAGAGGCCCUGCAGAGCCAGUCCUGCAACCUACAGCCCUGCGGGGCCACCCAAGAGUGCGGCCCUGGCAUGGUGUUGGUGCAGGAAGGGGACUGCGCGCAGGGCCUGGUGCCACCCUGUCCCCAAAUCUGCGGGGACCUGAGUGCCACCAGCAGCUGCCAGAGUCCCUGCCAGGACGGCUGCCGGUGCCCGCCGGGGCUCUUCCUGCAGGAAAGCACCUGCGUCAAUGCCAGCCACUGCCACUGUCACCAGGGCCAGCAGCGCUGGCUGCCCGGCCAGGUCUUCCUGCGGGACGGCUGCAGCCGAUGCGUGUGCCAGGAUGGGGUGGUGACAUGUGAGGACAUGGCCUGUCCCAUCGCCUGCGCCUGGUCUGCCUGGUCACCGUGGAGCUUCUGUGACCGUAGCUGCGGUGUGGGCAUGCAGGAGAGGUUCAGAUCCCCAUCCAACCCUGCGGCAGCCAAUGGUGGAGCCCCGUGUGAUGGGGACACCCGGGAAGUGCGUGAAUGCCACACACCCUGUGCCACCACUGAGCCUAGCAGUGGUUGGAGCUCCUGGACCCCGUGGUCGCCCUGUUCCCAGAGCUGCUUCCACCACGUGGACCGGCGUGGCCACCGGCACCGCUUCAGGCACUGCGAGGGGAUGGGGACCUGCCCAGGGCUGGGGGUGCAGAAGGAGCCCUGUGACACAGCUCCCUGCCCAGUGGCAGGUGUCUGGAUGCCUUGGUCUGCCUGGUCUGAGUGCUCUGCUCCGUGCGACGCUGGUGUGCAGACACGCAGCCGAAGCUGCAGCCCCCCGGCUUUCGGUGGUGCCGAAUGCACAGGGCCCCUCCUCCAGACCCGUGGCUGCAACCGCCAGCCCUGCAGAGCACAGUGCCCUGAUGCCAUGCGAUACCUCACGGCAGAGGAGUGCCAGCACAGUGGGGAGCGAUGCCCACAGAUCUGCCAGGACCUGGGCACUGGUGUGGCAUGCAUUGCACAAUGCCAGCCUGGCUGCCACUGCCCUGCUGGGCUCCUGCUGCAGAACGGGACCUGCGUGCCACCCAGCCACUGCCUCUGCCACCACCAAGGCCGCCUGUACCGGCCCGGGGACAUCAUUGCACUCGAUACUUGCAACAACUGCACCUGUGUGGCAGGGCAGAUGGUGUGCAGCACAGAGAUCUGCCCAGUGCCCUGCACCUGGAGCAACUGGACAGCCUGGAGCACCUGCAGCCACAGCUGUGAUGUGGGGAUGAGGCGGCGGUAUCGGGUGCCCAUUGUGCCACCCCUGGCCAGGGGGGAUCCACUUUGCCAGGGACCCAGCAUGGAGGUGGAGUUCUGCAGCCUGCAGCCCUGCCGUGCUGUGGCCCCAUGGGGUCCGUGGUCGGGGUGCUCGGUGACCUGCGGGGGUGGCUACAGGAACCGCACGCGGGAAGGUCCCCCCCUGCACAGCCUGGAGUUCAGCACCUGCAACCCCACACCCUGCCCCGGCAAGGAGCCGGGGGUCUGCCCUCCCGGCAAGCAGUGGCAGGCGUGCGCCCAGGGCCCAGCCUCAUGUGCAGAGCUGAGCACGGCCCCCCCUGUUGAUGGGGGCUGCCACCCCGGCUGCUACUGCCCCCCGGGGGCACUGCUCCUGAGCAAUGAGUGUGUGGCCGAGGCGGAGUGUCCCUGUGCCGUGGAUGGUGUCCUCUAUCAGCCUGGGGAUGUUGUGCCACGGGGCUGCCAUAACUGCUCCUGCAUCUCCGGUCGGGUCACCAACUGCUCUCAGGAGGACUGCAGUGAUGUGGAUGGGCCCUGGACCCCCUGGACACCAUGGAGUGAGUGCUCAGCCUCCUGCGGGCCGGGCCUCCAGCGCCGGUACCGCUUCUGCUCUGCACACCCCGGGGUGCCCUGUGCAGAGCCACAGCCCCAGGAGCGUCCCUGCACCCGACAGCCCUGCCACACUCCUGACUGCACUGCCGUGCCAGGAUCGGCGUUCAGCCACUGCGGGCCCCCCUGUCCCCGCUCCUGCGAUGACAUCUCGCACUGCACGUGGCAUUGCCAGCCCGGCUGUUACUGCACCAACGGCACGCUGCUGGAUGCAACAGGCACAGCCUGCGUGGCCCCUGAGAGCUGCACCUGCCUGGAUGCGCGCAGCGGGCAGCGGCACCGGCCUGGGCAGAGCGUGCCACGAGGUGAUGGCUGCAACAACUGCACGUGCACCCAAGGGAGACUGCUGUGCACCGGGCUGCCCUGCCCCGUGCCCGGUGCCUGGUGUGAGUGGUCCCCAUGGACGCCAUGCUUGAGGAGCUGUGGGGAUGAGGCUGCCACGCGGCACCGUGUCUGCUCCUGCCCUGCCCCACAGCAGGGGGGGCCAGGCUGCCCCAGAGGACAGGAGGGCCACGGGGACACCGGGAUGCAGAUGCAGCACCAGAAGUGCCCCCCCGUGCCACCCUGCCCUGAGGACGGGGCCUGGGGUGCCUGGGGGCCCUGGUCGGGCUGUGGGGGCUGUGGGGGGCAGGCAGUGCGCACCCGCUCCUGCUCCAGCCCCCCUGCCCGCUUCGGGGGGCUGUCCUGUGCCGGGGAGGCACGCCAGAGCCGGCCCUGCCCAUGGGCCACCAGCACCUGCCCAGAGUGUGCUGGCGGUCUGGUGGCCUUCGCCUGUGGCAAGCCGUGUCCCCACUCCUGCAAGGACCUGCGGGAGGACACUGCCUGCAUGGCCACCCCCCGCUGCCUGCCCGCCUGCGCCUGUCCCCAUGGGCAGCUGCUGCAGGACGGCGACUGCGUGUCCCCGGAGCGCUGCCGCUGUGCGUGGGGACCCUCGGAGAAUGGGAGCAUCUGGGAGCAGGACGGGGCCGUCCCCAUGCGGGAGCUGCAGCCUGGUGAGACCUUGCAGAGACACUGCCAGAACUGCACAUGUAAAGCUGGCACACUGCAAUGCCGUGCAGAGCCCGGGUGCCGUGUGGAUGGGGGCUGGAGCCCCUGGGGGCCGUGGUCCCCCUGCUCCCCCGGCUGCCACGCCGGCACCCAGCUCGCCUCCCGCCAGUGCAACAACCCCACACCCCAACUCGGGGGUCGGGGCUGCUCUGGGCACAGCCAGCGCCAGAGACCCUGUCCUGCCACUGAGGGCUGCCCAGAAGAGGAGCCGUGGGGCGAGUGGUCCCCGUGGGGGCCCUGCAGCGUUUCCUGUGGUGGGGGGGAGCAGCUCCGCCAUCGGGACUGCCCCCACCCGGGGGGGUGCCCUGGGUUGGCCCUGCAGAGCAAGACCUGCAACAGCCACGUGUGUCGGGAGGCGGGCUGCCCACCGGGACGGCUUUACCGCGAGUGCCAGCAGGGUGAGGGCUGCCCCUACAGCUGUGCCCACCUCGCCGGCCGCAUCGCCUGCUUCCCUGGGGGGUGCCAGGAGGGCUGCCACUGCCCCGCCGGCACCCUGCUGCACCACGGCCACUGCCUGCAGGAGUGCCCCUGCGUGCUGACUGCCGAGGUUCUGAGGGAGCUCCGGAACAGCUCUGCUGACCCCCAGGCAGUCUCCCCUCUCCUGGGCACCCAGGGACCCCCAUUGGCACUGGACCAGGAGGUGCCACCCGGCAGCACCAUCCACUCUGCCUGCACCUCCUGCACCUGCCUCCACGGCCACCUCAACUGCUCAGAGCCCGUGUGCCCGCGGGACGGGGGCUUCUCACCCUGGGGUCCCUGGAGCAGCUGCUCGCGGAGCUGCGGGGGUCUGGGGGUGAUGACGCGCCGGAGGGGCUGCACCAACCCCGAGCCCGCCCGGGGGGGCCGGGACUGCGCCGGGCCGCGCUCCGACAGCAAGUACUGCCAGAGCCCCGAGUGCCCAGCCGUCCCCACGACGGAGCCCGGCCCCGGUGUCCCAGGUGUGGAGGAAGAGGACGGUUUCGGCCCCUGGUCCCCCUGGAGCCCCUGCUCCAAGACUUGCACGCACCCCGAGCGCCCGGCCACCAAGACCCGCGAGCGUCCGUGCAUCAGGACGGCCGCCUGCAGCGGGGACAGCUUCCAGGAGCAGCCGUGCAACCUUCCCCUCUGCUCAGACGUCCCCCCGUGCCAAGGCGAGGACUGCGCCGGCCUGAACUGCUCGUGGGCGCCGUGGGGGCCGUGGGCCGAGUGCUCCCGCAGCUGCGGUGUGGGGCGGCAGCAGCGGCUGCGGGCGUACAGCCCCCCCGGCGCGGGCGGCCGCUGGUGCCCGGGGAUCCUCAGCGCCUUCGUGCAGCGCCGCUUCUGCAGCCUGCAGGCGUGCAAAGUGGACGGUGCGUGGUCGGCAUGGAGCCCGUGGACCCGCUGCGACCGCACGUGUGGGGGGGGGCGAGCGGUGCGCAGCCGGUCCUGCACCCGACCCCCCCCCAAGAACGGGGGACAGCGCUGCCACGGAGAGAGACACCAACUGCGCCUCUGCAACGCCCAGCCCUGCGGCGACAGCUGCCCCCCUGGCAUGGCCCUGGUGACCUGUGCCAACCGCUGCCCCCGGCACUGUGGGGACCUACAGGAGGGCAUCGUCUGUGGGGAGGAGGAGCGCUGUGAGCCCGGCUGCCGCUGCCCCAACAGCACCCUGGAGCAGGACGGGGGCUGUGUGCCCCUCACACACUGCGAGUGCACAGACGCGCAGGGCCGCGGUUGGGUGCCGGGCAGCUCGCAUCGCGAUGGCUGCAACAACUGCACGUGUCUGGAGGGCCGCCUGCGCUGCACCGACCGCCUCUGCGCGCCGCUGCGCUGCCACUGGAGCCGCUGGUCCCACUGGUCUCCAUGCAGUGUCACCUGUGGGGACGGCCAGCAGACGCGCUUCAGGACACCUGCAGUGGGCUCAUGGGACGAGGAGUGCCAAGGGGAGCAGAUGGAGAACCGGGGCUGUGCCAUGGGACCCUGCCCACCCCUGUGCCCCCAGGGCAGCUGGGAGAGGAGGCUGGGGGACACGUGGCUGCAGGGCGAGUGCCAGCAAUGCACCUGCACGCCAGAGGGCACCGUUUGCGAGGACACCGCCUGUGCCGGGGCUGAACACUGCACGUGGGGCACAUGGAGUCCCUGCUCCCGGAGCUGUGGCACCGGCCUGACCUCCCGGGAGGGCUCCUGUCCUUGCCCAUCCCCGCGUCCCCCUGGUGCCCUCUGCAACGCCAGCACCGGGGAUGGAGCCAGAGCUCACCAGGAGGUGCAGGCCUGCUACCUUCGCCCCUGCCCAGCUGAGUGUUCCUGGAGUGUCUGGAGUUCCUGGAGCAGCUGCUCCUGCAGCUCCCCACUGCAGCACCGGCAUCGGCACCGACACGGCGCUGGCCUCUGCGUGGGGCUGGACGUGGAGCUGCGCCCCUGCAACACCUCGGGAUGCUCUGAAUCCAGCUGUGAGCCCCCCUUCGAGUUCCGGACCUGCAGCCCCCCCUGUGCCCAGCUUUGUUCCACACUGCAGCAUCCAGAACUGUGCCCAGCCCAGUCCCACUGCCUGCCUGGCUGCUUCUGCCCCCAGGGGCUCCUGGAGCAGCGUGGUGCCUGCGUGCCCCAUGAGCAGUGUGACUGCCUGCACGCCAAUGGGUCAGGCGGCCUGGUGACACUGUCCCCAGGGGACAUCAUCCUGCUGGGAUGCAAGGAGUGCGUGUGCCAGGAUGGAGCCCUGCAGUGCAGCAGUGAAGGCUGCCAGGGACUGCUCCCGCUGAGCCCCUGGUCAGAGUGGACGCCUUGCAGCACCUGCCUGCCCCUGUCCCCAUCCCACCUGGGGAAUGUCACACCACACGUGUCAGUGCAGCACCGCUACCGAGCCUGCCUGGACCCACAGAGCGGCCACCCUUGGUCUGGAGAUGCAGCUGUGUGCUCAGCUGAGCUGCAGCAGCAGCGGCUCUGCCCAGACCCUGACAUCUGCCAAGAGCUGUGCCUCUGGAGCCCCUGGGGGCCGUGGGGGCCCUGCCAACAGCCCUGCAGCGGGAGUUUCCGCCUGCGGCACCGCCAGCUCCAACACCUGGCAGGCAGCAGGCAGUGCCGGGGGGCACAGACCCAGAGCGAGGGCUGCAACACGGCCGUGUGCCCAGGGGAGGAUUGUGAGGAGCAGGGAAGGAUAUUCACCGCCACCUGUGCAAACAGCUGCCCCCGUGCCUGCACUGACCUCUGGCAGCACGUGGAGUGCGUGCAGGGGGGCUGCAAGCCAGGGUGCCGGUGCCCACAGGGGCAGCUGCUGCAGGACGGGGUGUGCGUGCCCACAGGCCAGUGCCGCUGCGGGCUGAACGGGGGCAACGGCACCCAGGAGCUGUGGCCAGGGCAGGAGGCCACUAUCGAGUGCCACAACUGCACCUGUGAGAAUGGCACCAUGGUGUGCCCAGCGCUGCCGUGCCCAUCCUAUGGGCCCUGGUCCACCUGGAGCCCCUGCUCGAGCAGCUGUGGCAGCGGCCGCACCUCCAGGCACCGUAUCUGCGAGCCGAGCCCUGGCGGGGUGCCCUGCACAGCCAGCGGGAUGCAGGAGACAGCUGAGUGCAGCCCCCAGCCCUGCCCUGCUGUCUGUCAGCUGAGCCCCUGGUCCCCCUGGAGCCCCUGCAGCAGCAGUUGUGGAGGUGGCCGCUCGGAGCGCAGCCGGGAGCUGCUGGGGGGUGAGGAGGAGCCGUGCCCCAUCCCAGCACUGCGGCAGCACCGCGUCUGCAACGUGCACAACUGCACGCAGGAAUGUCCCCACAGCCAGGUGCUCAGGGAAUGUGCCAACACCUGUCCCCACACCUGCGCCGACCUGCGCCCACAGACACAGUGCCUCCCACAGCCCUGCCAGCCUGGAUGCGCCUGCCUGCCCGGACAGGUGCUGCAGGAUGGUGCCUGCGUGCCCCCUGAGGAGUGCCACUGCACGCUCGACCCCACCAUGCCUGGAGUGCUCAACCUGUCACGGGAGGAGCAAGAGCAGGAGCACGCACCAGGCAGCCGCCUGCAGCACCGCUGCAACACGUGCGUUUGCAUCCGUGGCAGCUUCAACUGCUCGCAGGAGGAGUGCAAUGUGGAUUGCCUGUGGUCCCCGUGGUCGCCCUGGUCCCCCUGCUCAGUGACGUGUGGGAUGGGUGAGCAGCUCUCACACCGGCACCCGCUGCGGCAGCGCCUCUAUGAGGGGGCUGAGUGCCUGGGGCCCCCCGUGCGCCAGGCUGCCUGUCACCUCCCUGACUGCGCCUGCCCAGAGGGGGAGCGCUGGCAGGGCCCUGCUGUGUCACCAAGCUGCGAGCAGAGCUGCAGGGACAUCCUCGAUGAGGCCCCUCCAGGCUGCACCCCUUCCCCAUCCCCUGGCUGCAUCUGUGAGCCCGGCCGCUACCGAAACAGCAGUGGCCACUGUGUGCCCUCUGCCCUCUGUGAGUGCCUGCACCAGGGGCAGCUGUACCAGCCUGGCAGUGAGUGGCAGGAGCAAUGUGCCAGGUGCCGCUGUGUGGAUGGCAAAGCCGACUGCACCGAUGGCUGCACACCGCUCUCCUGCCUCGAGGGUGAGGUGAAGGUGCGGGAGCCAGGACGCUGCUGUCCCGUCUGCAGGAUGGAGUGGCCGGAGGAGCCAUCCUCCAUGUGCCGGCGCUUCACCGAGCUGCGCAACAUCACCAAGGGUCCCUGCUCACUGCCCAACGUGGAGGUCAGCUUCUGCAGCGGCCGCUGCCCAUCCCGCACCGCCGUCACCCCCGAGGAGCCGUACCUGCAGACGCUGUGUGAGUGCUGCAGUUACCGCCUGGACCCCGGCAGCCCCGUGCGCAUCCUCAGCCUGCCCUGUGCGGGCGGCGCUGCCGAGCCUGUCGUGCUGCCCAUCAUCCACAGCUGCGAGUGCAGCAGCUGCCAGGGUGGGGAUUUCUCCAAGCGCUGAUGCCCGGAGGGAAGUUGUCCUG